This is a messenger RNA of Theobroma cacao (cacao), 2942 nucleotides long. It is a transcript of the gene EIF3C, whose product is annotated as eukaryotic translation initiation factor 3C. Gene Ontology annotation, biological process: translational initiation. Gene Ontology annotation, cellular component: eukaryotic translation initiation factor 3 complex. Lineage: Eukaryota; Viridiplantae; Streptophyta; Magnoliopsida; Malvales; Malvaceae. Gene Ontology annotation, molecular function: translation initiation factor binding; translation initiation factor activity; RNA binding. The record is from RefSeq and is a predicted model, not a curated record.
AUUUUCUUUUUGUCGUUAAGAAUCUAAAACCUAGCCGACUCACUCACGUUCCUUAUCUUUCAGAGCACGCCGCUACUCUCCAGCGCUUCCGGUACGAAGCUCAGAUCAACAGACUCGCCAGUUAAACGGCAUCGCACCGGCGACAUCCAGCUUUCUAAUACUUUACCCUAAAAAAGGCGAAGACAAUGGCGUCGAGAUUCUGGACUCAGGGUGGUAGUGACACCGAGGAAGAGGAGAGUGAUUUCGAGGACGAAAUUGAGAAUGGUGGAGCUGGGGACAUCGUGGUCACUGAGUCUGGAAGCAGAUAUCUACAAGGUAAUGCUAGUGAUAGUGAUGAUUCUGAUGGGCAAAAGCGGGUGGUUAGAUCUGCUAAAGAUAAGAGGUUUGAGGAGAUGACAGUUACGGUUGAUCAGAUGAAGAAUGCAAUGAAAAUAAAUGACUGGGUUAGCUUGCAAGAGAGUUUUGAUAAGAUUAAUAAACAGCUGGAGAAAGUUAUGCGUGUUACCGAGUCGGACAGAGUUCCGAAUCUUUAUAUCAAGUGUCUUGUUAUGUUGGAGGAUUUCUUAGCGCAAGCUUUGGCUAAUAAGGAAGCAAAAAAGAAAAUGAGUAGUAGUAAUGCCAAGGCUUUGAAUUCAAUGAAACAGAAGCUGAAGAAGAACAAUAAGCAGUAUGAGGAAUUGAUUAAUAAGCAUAGGGAGAAUCCUGAGAGUGAGGAGGAGAAAGAUGAAGAUGAGGAAUCUGAUGAAUCGGGUUCUGAGUUUGAGGACCCAUUGCAGAUUGCUGAGUCGACCGAUGAGGAGGACGAGGGGGAAGAACCAGAGGAUGAUGCUGCUGACGGGGCUUGGGAGAAGAAGCUGAGCAGGAAAGAUAAGUUGAUGGAUAGGGAGUUUAAGAAGGACCCUAGUGAGAUUACCUGGGAUACGGUGAACAAGAAGUUUAAAGAGGUUGUGGCUGCUAGGGGGAGGAAGGGAACUGGAAAGUUUGAACAGGUUGAGCAGCUCACCUUCUUGACAAAGGUUGCCAAGACUCCUGCACAGAAGCUCGAGAUCCUUUUCAGUGUUAUCUCUGCCCAGUUUGAUGUCAAUCCGGGUCUUAGUGGACACAUGCCUAUAAAUGUGUGGAAGAAGUGUGUGCAGAAUAUGCUUGUCAUAUUGGACAUUCUUGUUCAGUACCCUAACAUCGUGGUUGAUGAUAUGGUUGAGCCUGAUGAGAAUGAAACACAGAAGGGAGCAGACUAUAAUGGCACAAUCCGUGUUUGGGGAAAUUUGGUGGCCUUCCUUGAGAGAAUAGAUAAUGAGUUCUUCAAGAGCUUGCAGUGCAUUGAUCCACACACGCGUGAAUAUGUUGAAAGACUGAGAGAUGAACCUAUGUUUUUGGUCCUUGCUCAGAAUGUCCAGGAGUAUUUUGAGCGUAGUGGUGAUUUGAAAUCUGCUGCUAAAGUUGCUCUAAGGCGUGUUGAACUCGUCUAUUAUAAGCCUCAAGAGGUUUAUGAUGCUAUGAGGAAACUGGCUGAGCUAUCAGAAGAUGCUGAUGGAGAAAAAGAUGGUGAUGAGCCUAAAGUGGAGGAAAGUCGGGGUCCAUCUGCAUUUGUUGUCACUCCAGAGCUUGUGUCUCGGAAGCCUUCCUUCCCUGAGAAUAGUAGAGCAUUGAUGGAUAUCCUAGUGUCUCUCAUAUACAAAAGUGGAGAUGACCGGACCAAAGCCCGUGCUAUGCUUUGUGAUAUUUAUCACCAUGCUCUUUUUGAUGAGUUUUCAGUAGCUCGUGAUUUGCUGCUGAUGAGUCAUUUGCAGGAUAAAAUUCAGCAUAUGGAUGUUUCAACACAGAUACUUUUUAACCGGGCAAUGGCACAGGUUGGACUUUGUGCCGUCCGAGUUGGACUAAUUGCUGAAGGACAUGGCUGCCUUUCCGAACUGUAUUCUGGUGGGAGAGUGAAGGAAUUGCUUGCACAAGGUGUCUCACAAAGUCGAUAUCAUGAGAAGACUCCAGAACAGGAAAGGUUGGAAAGGAGGCGCCAGAUGCCCUACCAUAUGCACAUCAACCUUGAGCUUCUGGAGGCUGUGCAUUUGAUAUGUGCAAUGCUGCUUGAGGUGCCUAACAUGGCAGCCAACACUCUUGAUGCCAAACGGAAGGUGAUAAGUAAGACAUUUAGGCGGUUGCUUGAGAUGAGUGAGAGGCAGACAUUUACAGGACCCCCGGAAAAUGUGCGGGACCAUGUAAUGGCUGCCACCAGAGCCCUUUGCAGGGGAGAUUUCCAGAAGGCCUUUGAUGUCAUUAAUUCCCUUGAUGUUUGGAAGCUUCUUAGAAAUCGGGAGAAUGUGCUCGACAUGCUGAAAGCCAAGAUCAAGGAAGAGGCUUUGAGGACUUACCUGUUUACUUACUGCUCAUCCUAUGAUUCGCUAAGCUUGGACCAGCUCACAAAAAUGUUUGACCUUUCAGAUUCCCAGACUCAUAGCAUAGUUAGCAAGAUGAUGAUAAAUGAAGAGCUCCAUGCAAGUUGGGACCAGCCAACGCGGUGCAUUGUCUUCUAUGAUGUUGAGCACUCAAGGUUGCAGGCUUUGGCAUUCCAGCUGACAGAGAAGCUUUCAGUACUUGCUGAAAGUAACGAAAGGGCAGUAGAGGCAAGAAUUGGUGGUGGUGGAUUGGAUCUGCCAUUAAGGCGGCGAGAUAACCAGGAAUUUGCUGCUGGGACAGCUGCCGUUGGUAGGUGGCAAGACUUGCCCUUCACACAGGGAAGGCAAGGUAGUUCUGGGCGUUCGGGAUACAGUGCUGGUGGUAGACCAUUGGCAUUAGGACAGACUGCUGGAGGUGGUUAUUCAAGGGAUCGGUCAGGUCAAUCAAGAGGACUAGGUGGAUAUUCUGGGAGAACAGGUUUGGGAAUGAGAGGUUCCCAGAUGGAUGCUUCAGCUCGCAUGGUCAAUCUCCACCGGGGUGUUCGAGGUUGA